This is a messenger RNA of Erythranthe guttata (spotted monkey flower), 2515 nucleotides long. The record is from RefSeq and is a predicted model, not a curated record. NCBI's taxonomy places the organism in Eukaryota, Viridiplantae, Streptophyta, Magnoliopsida, Lamiales, Phrymaceae.
GUCCAAGGCCGUCACAAUUUGAACUGAAAUCCCAUCGAGUUUUUUUUGGCGCCGGUAUUUAAUUCCAUCGUUAUCCGCUGCCGCCGCUGUGGAGCCGCCGUCGAUUCCGUAUGGCGGCUCUUCCAACCACAGUACACUAUCCCGCCUCCUUCAACGAUCUCAACAGCAACUCAUCCCUACUCAUUACGUCCAAAGCCAAACUCAAAUUCCCCAAUUCACCCUCAAAUAAAACCCUAGCUCAUACUUUCCAUUGUAUCCGCGGUUCCAAUUCUGUUUGCUCACGCAGAAAUGUAUAUGUUUCAAAUGUACUUCACCGAAAUCGAGAGGCUAUUUGUGACCAAAUGAAUGGAACUCUUCACAAUUUGAAGAGAUGGUUCGAGUUUAUCCGGUCUAUUUUUCCGGGUGGAAGUUGGUGGAAUCUUAGUGAUUCUGAGCAUAAAAUCGACGGCUCUACCAUGGCAGCGAAGCCUUUGACCGUUUGGAAAGCUCUGAGACAAAUGUGGGUGCUCGUAGCUGAUGAGAAAUGGAUUUUGUGCGCAGCGUUUGUUGCUCUGACUGUGGCCGCGGUCUCUGAGAUAUCAAUGCCAGGUAUUCUGACGGCAACGGUGUUUUCAGCUCAAAAUGGUGAUAUGUUGGUUUUCUAUCAGAACUCUCAGCUUCUGAUUUGGUUGUGUUUCACCUCAGGAAUAUGCAGCGGCUUGCGAAGUGGAUGUUUUGCUAUUGCAAAUACAAUUUUGGUUAAGCGUCUUAGAGAGACUCUAUAUAGCUCUCUUCUUCUUCAGGAUAUAUCCUUCUUCGACAAAGAAGCUGUUGGCAAUCUGACCAGCAGAAUCAGCACAGAUUGCCAGCGGUUAUCUCAUACCAUUGGAAAUGAUAUACACUUGAUCCUACGGAAUAUUGUUCAGGUCACAAUUCUGGGGAUAGGUGCAUUUAUCACCUUGAUGACUUUGUCGUGGCCCCUGGCACUUUCAUCUCUGGCUGUAUGCGUUCUUCUGUCUGCGAUUUUCCUUAUUUAUGGACAGUACCAGAAGAAAACAGCACUGCUUGCUCAAGACUUUACUGCUUCCGCCAAUGAAGUUGCGCAAGAAACAUUGUCUUUGAUGAGAACCGUCCGAGCAUAUGGAACAGAAAGAGAAGAAUAUCAGAGGUUCACGCACUGGCUAGACAAGUUGGCUUUUGUGGGCAUGCGAGAAAGUGUAGCUUGUGGAAUCUGGACCCUUAGUUUUAAUACACUUUAUCGAUCAACCCAGGUUUUGGCAGUCCUUUUAGGAGGAAUAUCUAUUUUGUCGGGUUCUGUUUCUGCCGAGCAAUUAACCAAGUAUGUUUUAUACUGUGAAUGGUUGAUUUAUGCUGCCUGGAGGUUGCAAGACAACAUGUCAUCCUUACUUCAGUCUGUCGGAGCCUGUGAAAAAGUUUUUCACUUGUUGCAUCUUCCACCAAGUAGCGAAUUCUUGUCUAAAGGAGUAAAACUGGAAAAGCUGAGUGGAAGUAUUGAGUUUGUAAAUGUGUCAUUUCAUUACUCUUCAAGGAAGAAGGUUCUUAUUUUGAGAAAGGCGAAUUUCUCCAUAAAAGCUAAUGAAGUGGUUGCAAUAGUUGGCACCAGUGGUAGCGGGAAAAGCACGUUGAUCAGUCUUUUGCUUCGCCUCUACGAACCAACCUAUGGAGAGAUCUUUAUCGACGGGGUUCCUGUCGAACAAAUGGACAUUAGGUGGCUAAGAAAAAAUAUCGGGUUUGUCGGGCAGGAACCCCAUCUUUUCCACAUGGAUGUCAAGUCAAAUAUAAGUUAUGGUUACUCUAGAAGCAUCAAACAAGAAGAGAUCGAAGCUGCUGCAAAGAAGGCAUAUGCACACGAAUUCAUCUCUGCCCUUCCUAACGGUUAUGAUACUAUUAUUGAUGAUAACUUGCUAAGUGGUGGGCAAAAGCAGCGCAUUGCAAUAGCAAGGGCCCUCCUUAGAGAUCCCGCUAUUCUUGUACUCGAUGAAGCCACCAGUGCUCUUGAUGCCGAAAGCGAAGGCUACAUAAAGGAGGUUCUUCAUUCUCUGAAGAAAAACUCAAAAAGGACUGUGAUCAUAAUAGCACAAAGGCUGUCGACAAUAGAAGCAGCAGACAGGAUCUUGGUAAUGAACGAUGGGCAAGUUGUCGAUAGCGGUAGACAUCGAGAGCUCCUUCAAAGAAACGGAGUGUAUGGCCGAUUAUUCGGAAUACAGACAGAUUGAGAAACUCUACUUCAACGGAUGCUUUGUUUUCAGGUGCAUUAUAAUUAUAAUCAAAGCUCAGGAAAUUAAACUAGUGGAGCAUAGAUUCUAAUAUCUUACAAUUAUUGAGCCUGCACAAAAUAUUAACACACCACCGAACCAAAACAGUUGAGCUAGAUGAGCUCCAGAGCGCGUGUGUUGAAAUCGCUGGGUUGUGGGACCUGUUGAUGAGGAAGCCCUUUAGCCUCGGCGGGGGCUUCCUUGUUUGUAUUUAAUAAUUUCUCGUCCCCUUUGAUUCUGCUAUCAGUUUCAUCUCCCAA